This is a messenger RNA of Polistes canadensis, 1560 nucleotides long. RefSeq names its product deoxyhypusine hydroxylase (gene nero). Gene Ontology annotation, molecular function: deoxyhypusine monooxygenase activity. NCBI's taxonomy places the organism in Eukaryota, Metazoa, Arthropoda, Insecta, Hymenoptera, Vespidae. The transcript has 4 exons. The record is from RefSeq and is a predicted model, not a curated record. Gene Ontology annotation, biological process: peptidyl-hypusine biosynthetic process. The coding region runs from base 121 to 1032 and encodes 303 amino acids.
UUAUAGGUUAAUUCAAGUCUCAAAGAGAAAUUCGUGUUAGUAUGAACUCGUGUCACAUGUAGAACCAAAUUUUUUAAUUAAAUUUAACAUUUCAACAGUAUAUUAAUUAAUUGAAGAAAGAUGCCGUAUAUUGAUGAAAAAAAGAUAGAGGCUAUAGGUGACAUAUUAAAUGAUGAAAACAGACCACUUAAGGAAAGAUUUCGUGCACUAUUUACUUUGAAAAAUAUUGGAGGUUCAAUAGCUAUCGAACAAAUACGUAAAGGCUUUAAAGAUAAAUCUGCAUUAUUAAAACAUGAGCUUGCAUAUUGUCUUGGUCAAAUGCAAGAUCCUUUAGCGAUAUCUAUUUUAAUUGAAGUAUUAAAAGAUGAUAUGCAGGAACCUAUGGUCCGUCAUGAAGCAGGAGAAGCAUUGGGUGCUAUUGGAGAUACAUCUGUUAUACCACUGUUAGAUGAAUAUAGUAAAAGUCCCAUACCUGAAAUUGCAGAAACCUGUGAAUUAGCUUUAGAACGUCUUAAAUGGUUACAGUCAAAUAAUUGUGAAAAAGAUGUAUUAAAAAGUCCAUAUAUGUCUAUUGAUCCUACUCCACCAGCUGAAACUAAUGAUGUUCGUAGUCUAAAAGUAACAUUACUCGAUGAAAAUAAAUCAUUAUUUGAUAGAUAUCGUGCAAUGUUUGCUUUAAGAAAUCUGCGAACACCAGAGAGCAUCAUUGCUCUCUGUGAAGGUUUAAAAGCAGGCAGUGCCUUAUUUAGACACGAAAUUGCAUUUGUUCUUGGUCAACUCCAAGAAGAAAUUUCUAUACCUUAUUUAAAAGCUUCUCUGGAAGAUAAAGAAGAAAAUGAAAUGGUUCGUCAUGAAUGUGCAGAAGCAUUAGGAGCAAUUGCUACUCCUGAUUGUCUCCAAAUUUUAAAUCAAUACCUUCAAGAUAGCAAGCAGGUUGUCAAAGAGAGUUGUGUUAUCGCUCUAGAUAUGUGUGAAUAUGAAAACAGUUUAGAAUUUCAAUAUGCUAAUACACUAACCAAAGUUGAAGCAUAGAACAUGAUUGAUAUAAAAAAAAAAAACAUGAUUGAUAUUCUUUUAUCUUCUGGAUAAAUGCUUAACAUUGCAAAAAGAUUCAUAUUACAUAAAUGACAAGUUAAACGUUUGUUUUAACAUAUUUUGUACUUAUGUAAAUAAUGAGGAUUUAUAUUUUAACACUAAACCUACCACGACGGGUCAAAUGAUCCUUUUUAAACUUUAGGGCAAAAUUUUUUACAAGAUAUAAUUCUAUUUUGUAAGUUAACAUCAUAAUAUAUAUGAUUUUUUAAACCCGUGUGGUAGAAAUAGAUAUACAUACAGCAUUAGUACGUUUAGUGUUAAUGUAAUAAAGAGAUAUGAUGAUUCAUACGUAGCAAAUAAAUGAAAGGAAGAGUAUAUUAGUAUAAAAAGUUUCAUAUAAAAUAAAAAUACGUAAAUGCUAAGAAUUAAGGAACAUCAAAGGUUAUGCAACAAUUUGCUACUAUAUAUAAAUAUAUUAUGAAUUUAAUGUUUAAGAAUUACUACAAUAAAUCCUUACGAAGUGAA